Colletotrichum destructivum is the source of this 519-nucleotide messenger RNA. RefSeq lists its product as uncharacterized. The record is from RefSeq and is a predicted model, not a curated record. Lineage: Eukaryota; Fungi; Ascomycota; Sordariomycetes; Glomerellales; Glomerellaceae. The transcript has a single exon. The coding region runs from base 193 to 453 and encodes 86 amino acids.
CAUCUGGCUUCGACGAGCCCUUCAAGCAUUUAAGGACGGGUCCUCUCCCCUCUGGUCUGGAAGAGUCUAUCUCUGUCCUCCUCAAUCCAUCGAUCAUCUGCAAUUGAACUCUUGUAUCAACUUCCAAAGACAGAAAGUUUGGGAGAAAACGAACGAGCAAGCAAACUUCACGCUCAACCUUACACGCACACAAUGCCUUCCCACACCACCAACUUCGACGUCCCCCGCCCCAAGAGCAGCCGCGCCGGCUCCGACGCCAGCUCCUCCAUCUCCACAGACUCCUUCACCACCAGAAGGGCUGUUUCGACGGACUCCCCGCGCCCGUCCAAGCGCAAGUCCUCGAACUCACAGACUGUCAACGUCUACACUCACUGCGGUCGUCACAGCUCCCAGUUCCUGUUCGGCGGCCGCUCGUUCAGCGACAUGGCCCGCCACAUCUUCAAGCGGGACUAAGUCGGCGGUUUUGUUUCUUGUUUGUCGCGUUUGUGUGCGUGGUGCGUGUGUAAGUGUUGUCCUAGG